Messenger RNA from Diversispora eburnea, 168 nucleotides. NCBI's taxonomy places the organism in Eukaryota, Fungi, Glomeromycota, Glomeromycetes, Diversisporales, Diversisporaceae. The record is from the annotation of a GenBank genome assembly.
AUGGAAUUUCGAAAAGGAGUUCGUUAUCUCGAAGUUACAUCGAUUGUAAAUCCAAAAUUACAAGCUCAGCAACAAAAUGGUGAUCGUCAAAGGAACAAAUUGAGCUUUGAUGCAGCGGCUUGGCACUACGUACAUGGACCCUUUGAAUCAAAAGUAAUUCCAACGUGA